This is a messenger RNA of Suillus subaureus, 2320 nucleotides long. RefSeq lists its product as uncharacterized. Bases 405 to 2126 code for a protein of 573 amino acids. The transcript has 3 exons. Lineage: Eukaryota; Fungi; Basidiomycota; Agaricomycetes; Boletales; Suillaceae. The record is from RefSeq and is a predicted model, not a curated record.
CAUGCCACGAUUUAUAACGUAAUGACUCAAAUAUGGUGUGUGAUGUCCUGCUUUACUCUGCCUUCAACUUGAAAUUUUCCUGAUCGAAAAUGCUGUUCGCUAUUGUUCCCUUGGGGUCGCUGACACCCACCUUGCAUACGUAGGUUCGGUCUUCAUAGUCAUGAUUAUCUCAGGAUGCUGCUCUGCACAUGUACAUGCGAUUUCCAUAUUGCACGUUCACGAUAACACUGCACUGCCUUCAAAUAAGUCAUCGAACAAAACGCCGCCUGCCCUAAUUGGCGACCCUCAAGAGUAGCCAAAUUCUGGUGAGACAUUUCUGCAAUUAUCAAGGCAGUGGAGUGUGCUUCCAGUGGGCCGAAUCAUUUAUAGUUUUCUCAGCUACCUUGCAUAAACGAUGCGGUUACAUGCACUUCCACAAAGGCUCUCAAGCAUGUCUCUUGCUACUGGUGCACGCUGUCAUGAUAGUCGCUGGAGUAAACUUUACCCAGUGUCUCAACGACAUCAUUCAGAGUGCAAAUGCUACCAAAAAUUUAUCUGGUUUACUCGACAGUGACGGACAUCCUGUGUCGAGUGUUGCUAAUGCGACAUCGAUCAGCUACUCGUUGUGCACAUCCCACUGCGGGACUGGACAGGAACCUUUCCAGUGGUCUGUGUUUUCGCAAGAAUUUAGUGCGUGGCUGCUGCCAAAUCUUGCACUGAUUUCGCAGCUUCCCUUUGGGGCACAGUACAGGGUCGACAAUCUCAUGUCUGCUCUGUUAACUGUUGGGUCACCGGCACUUGCUGGUUACUCUCUAUUCAUCACCCUCCUUAAUUCUCGCUGGAUCAACCGCCGAUUUAAUCACUCGGUAGACCAUCCUAAUUCACGUUUCGCGGUCUCCAUCUUGAGCAGCCUUCAGCAAGUCCCACUAAGAUUUCAUCCUGACCGCACACACUUAUACUCCCUCAUUGCCCUUCCGGAAAACGAUUCCUGGUGGAAAUGUCUCGCUGAAUUUGUUGACUACACCCAUACGUGGUCCAUUGCGUCCGCAACCUCCAUUGCAUGGGUCAUUAUCGCCUAUAUCCUGACCGUAGCCAACUCACUAUCGGAUGUUUACGCAGACGUUCAAUCCAAUGGAGAGGCCUCUGGCUCAAUGUGGCUGUGGUUAAUUCCAAUAGUCGUCGGAUGGCUACAGCUCUCCCCGAAAUGCGAUUUCAAUCGCUUACAAGCGGCUUAUGAGCGUGCAGACAAACACGCUUUGCGCACAGGAGCAGCAGAUAUUCGUACAAGAAUGCCACUUGCAUCAUCCCGGAGAGCUUUAGCAAUCACUGCUAAGGAGGAGGAUGUCAUGUCCCCAGACGAAUUCCUCACCCCUCCAAUAUUUAAUUACUCGCGUUCGCUGCGAUGGGCAUCUACAGCAGAGACCAUCUGCCUGGUGUUCAAAGUGGCAUCAGAGAAGGCUCAUAGUCUUCCCUCUGAUCUUGGGAGUGAGCGUGCAGAGUUUGACACUGCCAUCCAGUCUGACACUACCCGAGACACCGACGACCGCGAGUCCUGCCAAGAUCCCAUCAUGUACUGCGCGCAACCCGGCGAGGCUCAGAGCAGCCACUGGGCACCUGGCGUGUUCACAAGAAUGGCUAUCGCUUCCUGCGCUUCGCUUGCAUUACAAUGGGGAACAGUCGGAGCAGCUCUUCUGGUGGGCUGGUUCACUCCUACAACAGAAAUGGGGUGUCGAGCUAUGGGUUAUCUCCUUUACGGAGUCAUAUCGACUUUGAUUUGGAUGAUGCUCUUGAUGUCCAGUAUUCUCGCCCACUACUCCGCAGCUUAUUCCCAUCGGAAAUCAUUAUCUGCACGUGUUGCUCUGGCGUUGUCACACUUCCUGCGAUGGAUGGGCAAACUGUGGGCCGUUAUCAACUUUUUUUUGGUGGUCUUGGCAUGUAUAUUUCAGUAUUCCAACUUCUAUGAUAGAUGUUUCUGUAAUUCCAGCGUAUUUAGCAGGCGAGGCGCAGCGUACACUGUGAUCAUCGAGACUGCAGCCCAAGCUGGACGGGCUAAGACUGCCUGGAUCGUUGCCCUUGUCCUAGCGUGUACAUCAGCAUCAUCCUUCCUUGGUGUCGUGUACCUUUUAUUAGACACUGUUCCGUCGUAGAAGCCACUUCUGUUGAAAGACAUAGUCUCAUGUAGAAGUAAUCACAGCUUUUUCUUGGUAUCCUUCUAAUGCCGUGAUGUUGACGGAGUUGACAUGCAGGCCAUCACUAGGUAAAGCCACACCAUGCAUUCAUACAUGUGUCUAGACCGGAAGUCGUACCAAGCGUUGACUAUUCGGACAUGCAUGAGUGUGUU